Molecule: messenger RNA, 1889 nt
Organism: Pogona vitticeps (central bearded dragon)
Lineage: Eukaryota; Metazoa; Chordata; Lepidosauria; Squamata; Agamidae
Source: RefSeq, a predicted model, not a curated record
AUGGACUCCCCACACGCCAAAGGCUCUGCAUCCUUAGAUUGCAGCCUAGCUGCUCAGUCCUGGGUUUCUUUAAUCAGAAAUAUGUCCCUUUACGUUCUGUGGGGCUUUCUUCCAGGGUGGGGGAGGGAUCUCCUUUGCAAUUGGGGAAGGAACCGAGGAGAAGGAGGAAGGGCCCAACGUCAGUGUCAACCCCCCCCACCCCGAUUCCCGUGGCUGGGCGCCGUCUCCUUCCCUUGCUCGCUCGCUCGCUCCGCUCGGGGGCUCCCCAACGGCGGCGGCGGAAACGCUUCGCGGAGCGGGGUGCGAGCGCCGCCGGAGCCGGGGGCGUCGGGGCCCGGCGGGGGCGAGGGUUUCCCCGAGAUCGUGGAGCUGAACGUGGGCGGCCAGGUGUACGUGACCCGGCGGGGGACGAGGCUCUCCGUGCCGGGCUCGCUGCUGUGGCGCAUGUUCUCGCAGCAGGAGGCGUCCGAGCUGCCCCGCGACUCCAAGGGCCGCUUCUUCUUGGACCGCGACGGCUUCCUCUUCCGCUACGUGCUGGAUUACCUGCGCGACCAGGAGCUGGUGCUGCCCGAGCGCUUCCCGGAGCGGAGCCGCCUGCAGAAGGAAGCCGAGUACUUCCAGCUGCCGGACCUGGUGCGCCGCCGACGCCAAGUUCCGCCGGGUGGCGCGCAUCACGGUGUGCGGCAAGACGGCGCUGGCCAAGGAGGUCUUCGGCGAGACGCUCAACGAGAGCCGCGACCCGGACCGGCCGCCGGAGCGCUACACGGCCCGCUACUACCUCAAGUUCAACUUCCUCGAGCAGGCCUUCGACCGGCUCAGCGAGGCGGGCUUCCGCAUGGCCGCCUGCUCCUCUUCCGCCGGGUGGCGCGCAUCACGGUGUGCGGCAAGACGGCGCUGGCCAAGGAGGUCUUCGGCGAGACGCUCAACGAGAGCCGCGACCCGGACCGGCCGCCGGAGCGCUACACGGCCCGCUACUACCUCAAGUUCAACUUCCUCGAGCAGGCCUUCGACCGGCUCAGCGAGGCGGGCUUCCGCAUGGCCGCCUGCUCCUCCACCGGCACCUGCGCCUUCGCCCCCGAGCAGGGCGGGCCGGCCGACGACAAGAUCUGGACCAGCUACACCGAGUACGUCUUUUGCCGGGAGUGAGGAGGGCGCCCCAGAGGCCGGCCCGCGCGGCGCCCCCUCAACCGAGGACGGACACGGUCAAGGCGGCGGGGGUGGUGGUGAUGGUGGUUGGUUUCCUCCAGGCGUGCCACGACCCUCGCUUGCAGGGGAGCUGCUUGCCCAAUAAGGGCAGGCCGGGCGGCAGGGUAGACGGAGCUGCACCUCUCGGACUUCUGCCUACUUCCACUGCAGCAAGAGAGUCUUGGCCAGCAGGGGGGAAAGGGCAACCACAGGGCUCCCCCCCCCCAACACAUCUAAGAGCUGCAGAAAAGGGAAACCUGCACGGGGUGCGCUUUUCCCUCUUUGCAACUCUUAGAGGAACAGAGGUACCUCCUCCCCCGCAGGUAAUAUUACUCCAGCAUUCGCAAACAGGGAGUGCCUCCCCUUAUCCUGAUUCCUCCUAAACAUUUCUACUUGCCCUGGGGUUGUCUUUCAGGACCUCUCUCUGGUCCCUCAUUUGGUUUUCCCCUUGUACCUCCCAAAAUGCCUUCUAUACACAGCUCUUAAUUUUACUUUAAUUUUAUCUAAAAUUAUUUUUCAUUUUACAGCUACUUUAUUCCGCUCUAAGGACAUAAUGCAGCUUCCCCCCCCCCUUUUGUUUUGUUUUGUUGUAAGUAUCAUCUAGAGUGGCUCAGUGUGCAUAGAUCUUCCAGAGCAGUGGUUCUUAACCUUUGUUACUCGGAUGCUUUUCAACUGCAACUCCCAGAAACUCCAGUCAGCACAGC